This is a messenger RNA of Leucoraja erinaceus (little skate), 1675 nucleotides long. Its product is annotated as vesicle transport protein GOT1A-like. The record is from RefSeq and is a predicted model, not a curated record. Gene Ontology annotation, cellular component: membrane; endoplasmic reticulum. The transcript is spliced from 5 exons. Gene Ontology annotation, biological process: retrograde transport, endosome to Golgi; endoplasmic reticulum to Golgi vesicle-mediated transport. NCBI's taxonomy places the organism in Eukaryota, Metazoa, Chordata, Chondrichthyes, Rajiformes, Rajidae. The coding region runs from base 1070 to 1486 and encodes 138 amino acids.
AGGGCCACAUCUAACUCCCUCUUAAAUAUAGCCAAUCAACUGGCCUCAACUACCUUCUGUGGCAGAGAAUUCCACAGAUUCACCACUCUCUGUGUGAAAAUUGUUUUUCUCAUCUCGGUCCCAAAAGACUUCCCCCUUAUCCUUAAACUGUGACCAUUUUAGUCCGAGGGUGGUGAAUCUGUGGAAUUCUCUGCCACAGAGGGCUGUGGAGGCCAAGUCAGUGGAUAUUUUUAAGGCCGAGUUAGAUAGAUUCUUGAUUAGUGCAGGUGUCAGAGGUUGUGGUGAGAAGGCAGGAGAAUGGGAGGGAGAGAUAGACCAGCCGUGAUUGAAUGGCGGAGUAGACUUGAUGGGCCGAAUGGCCUAAUUCUACUCCUAUCAUUUCUGACCUAAUUUGAAUCAGUAGAAAAACAUCACGGUUACUGAUUACGUACAUCAGGCAAAGCAAAUGAGACACAUUUAUUGCAAGAGGUAAAGUUAAGAAGGUUCUUAACUAUAGUAUAAAAUAGAUAGCGAUCGAUUUUGAAUUCCUUGACUCAUUCUCUGAGUCAUGUUAAAUGAAUGAACUGGGGCGGAAUGAUGGCACAGCAGUAGGGUUGCUGCCUCACAGCGCCAGGAACCCAGGAUCGACCCUGACUACGGGUGCUGUCUCUACGGAGUUUGCACGUUCUCCCUGCGUGGGAUUUCUCCCAGAUCUUCGGUUACCUCCCAUGCUCCAAAGACGCGCGUACAGGUUUGUAGGUUAAUUGGCUCGGUAUAAAUGUAAAUUGUCCCUCGUGUGUGUAAUGUAGUGUUGAUAUGCGGGGAUCGCUGGUCGGUGCGGACUCGAUGGGCUGAAGGGCCUGUCUCUGCGCUGUAUCUCUAAACUAAACUAACCUACCUGUAACUACAUAGGAAUAAUGGAGUGGACUUUAGCCACAUUCACGGGGGCUGUGAUUACUCAUCAAAUCACUCCCAUAAUAAAUCUGAUUAGAUGGUUGGAACAAGGGUCAACUUCCACAGCAACUCACUGGGAUACACGAGGAACUCGGACUCUAUUAUAAUCUUUUGAAGAAAAUUAAUUGAGAAGAAAAUGUUUUCCGUCACAGACACACAGAGGAUCGGAGUGGGAUUGAUGGGAUUCGGAGUGUUUUUCCUGCUGUUCGGAAUUCUAUUGUACUUUGACCGAGUUCUCCUUGCCUUCGGAAACAUUCUCUUCGUCUCCGGCCUUCCCUUCAUCAUUGGGCUGCGGAACUCCUUCCAGUUCUUCCGCGAGAGGCAGAAGCUGCGAGGUUCCAGUUUCUUCCUGGGUGGGAUCUUCCUUGUCCUUCUCCGCUGGCCUGCGAUCGGCAUGCUCUGUGAAAGCUACGGACUUUACCUGCUCGUCAGGAGCAGUCUGCCGCUCGUGUCAGAGUUCAUCGCCAACAUCCCAGUUCUCGGGUUGAUCUUUAAGUUGCCCGUAUUCAGCACGAUGUCGAGGAGAUUUAGCGAAGGAACAUCGAAGGUGUGAAGGAAACCUGACGCCAAAUCAGCAACCGCUGGAGAACUUUGUGUUGACCCGCUGAGUAACUCCAGCACUUUGUGUCUUGUUUUGUUGGCCAGCACUUGCAGUUCCUUGUUUCUAAAGAAACACUUUAACUGGUGUGGGAAGAAAAGUGGAGUUAAUGUUUCAGGUCGAGAACCCCUUGUCAGAGCUUGA